AUGGGCAAGCUAAGACAAAAGAAGAAGAACAGCAGAAGACGCAUCAAUCCCAUUCAAAGAAAGGGCAUCCAAGCUGGCAUCAACGAAGCCAAUGUCAAUAUGCCAGUGCCAACAAGUGAGCAAGUUGCGCCUGUCGUAGAAAGACUUUCAUCUGAAAACCCUACUGAGCGUGCUUGGGCAGCAGCAUGUAUUUCAAAUCUCAUCCUCGCAAAUGGUAGCACCCGCAAACUUUUGCUGUCCAAAGGCAUUGUGCCCAUUCUGAUCCAAAGAUUAAGCGAUCCUCAGCAAGAAGUUCGAGAUGAAUCAUUGGGCGCCUUGAGAAACAUUGCUUCAGUGGACAAUACAGUAGCAAAAGAAUACUACACUCGAAAUAUUAUGGAACCGCUAUCCGCAUUGCUUCCUCAGAUCACUCGCACGAUUGAUUUGGUAUUGAAAAGAGCACCACUCGAAGACGAAGCAGAUGGAGAUAGAAGAAAGUCGAUUUGGGAUGUCACUGAAAACUUCAUCUACAUUAUCUGGUGUAUAUGCGAGGCAUCUGAUAAAUACAUCAAAGCCAUCAACAGGAUGAACAUUGUAACGUUUUUAUCGUCAUUUCUUUUAUCUGGAGAGCAAUGCCCAACCCGGGUUAUCAUUGCUGCAGGGCAAUGUUUGAAUACGUUGACAGAUGACAACAAGGACCUCUUGAUUGAAUUCCAAAACCACCCCGAGUACACGCAAUCUCUCUUGAACAUCAUCAAUCAUCAAAACGACAACACUCUGAUACAAGUUCUAGCAUGUGCCAUUUUAAUGAAUGUCCGUGAUGUGGUACGUUUAUCAUCCUCGUGGGAUGACGAACAGCAAGAUAUGGGCGAGUUGAACAAGCUAUUGGUUCCUGUGCUUAUCAAAGCAUUAGAUUACGACAUCCAAGAUGCUGCGACGAAUACGAUUUCCGCAGUGCAGAGUGGGAACGUUCAUACACAAGACGAAUCAAACGAGAUUACACCCAAACCAAAACAACCCUUGACGAACGAGGAGAUUUAUGUCCAGGGCGUCGAGGAUAGGUUAUCUAUUACUCAAUUAGCGCUAGAAUUGUUGGCUGAUAUUUGUGUCCAAGAUGACGAUUUAGACGACGGCUUCCAAGAGUCAGAUCAAGUGAUGCAAGACGAUGAAGACAACAUGGAACAGCAGCCUGAUGAAACGGACAACGACAACGAGGACGACAUAGACCCUGCCAUUUUCAACAACUCAAUUCAGGAAGACGAAGCCCUGCAAUCGAACCCUGUUUUGCAUGCUUACAUACAUCAAAUUUUCCCACAACUGAUCCGUCUUGCCACUGCUACUCCGAUUUCGUAUCAUCAAACAAACCUUUGUCCGAUUGUAUCACAUCAUUUGGUAAUAACACAUCAGCGUUCGUUGGAAUGUCUCAAUAAUUUCUUAUUGGCCAUGCACGAUAUUGGUAACAAAUACUGGUUUAAGCACUACAGACAAGACGCUGUUCAGCUGUGGCGAUGGUUGUUUGACAUUGCCAAUAGCGUGGCCGCUGCCAACACGGUGGAAUGGGCGAGAAAUGCCAUUUUGGAGGUGGUAAUUGGUUGUCUAUGGGCAUUAGGUCGAGGUAUUAUUCAGGAUAUCCCGUUGGAUCACAUGGAUGUGGGAGCCUUGUGUGGGACCUAUGAAAUGAUCCCACUGGAAACCAUGCGAGUAAAAAUAGUCGGCUGUUUGGGUCCAAUUGCGAUGCGAACAGGAGCUGUAGAGACGAAUAAGACAAUUGGUGUAUUUAUCAUGAAGCUGCUCGAAUCCAAGGCGACAGAGGCCAGCGUCGUGGUGGAAGCAUUGAACCUCAUAUUUGAUGUGUACAGCGAUUGCGCAUUUGAUUAUGAUUUCCCUGUGUUUGUUCAGGGCGGAUUCUUAAAUGGAUUGAAACAGGUGGUUCCUCGAGUUCGUUCCAUGGUGAAAUCCAUUGAUCGAAGAAAGAAUUUCGACUUGAGAAUGCGGGCAGAUGAAGCACUUGAUAAUCUGAAUGCGUUUAUAAAGUACAAGAGAAUAGAGAAUAAUAAAAAAAAGUAG
This is a messenger RNA of Mucor velutinosus, 2046 nucleotides long. RefSeq lists its product as uncharacterized. The coding region runs from base 1 to 2046 and encodes 681 amino acids. NCBI's taxonomy places the organism in Eukaryota, Fungi, Mucoromycota, Mucoromycetes, Mucorales, Mucoraceae. The record is from RefSeq and is a predicted model, not a curated record. Gene Ontology annotation, biological process: protein import into nucleus; ribosomal large subunit biogenesis. The transcript is spliced from 12 exons.